This is a messenger RNA of Letharia columbiana, 1833 nucleotides long. RefSeq lists its product as uncharacterized. The transcript is spliced from 6 exons. NCBI's taxonomy places the organism in Eukaryota, Fungi, Ascomycota, Lecanoromycetes, Lecanorales, Parmeliaceae. Bases 1 to 1833 code for a protein of 610 amino acids. The record is from RefSeq and is a predicted model, not a curated record. Gene Ontology annotation, biological process: transmembrane transport. Gene Ontology annotation, molecular function: transmembrane transporter activity.
AUGGGAGAUAGUCAAAUCGUGGAAGCCGAAGCUGGGCUUGGGCCGAACCAGGACCCCGUCGAUGGUACGCUUCGUGAUGAUUUGGAGAGGCCGGUACUGCCUGAGAAAUCAGAGUCGAGUUCAACCCCACCAAUAUCCAAUCUGGCAAGUGUUGACGUCACCUGGGACGUCACCGUCGUCGUAUCCGCCUACACUCUCAUCUCGUCAAUCUCGACUUCUAUUGUAGCGCCUGCAUUGAGCAGUAUCGGUCCCGCAUUACAUAUUCAGAGCGCAUUCAUCUCUUCGCUUUGUCUUUCGGUCUUCAUUCUUGCAUACGCCUUCGGUCCGUUCCUCAUUGGUCCACUAUCUGAGGUCUACGGUCGAGUUUUGGUGCUACAGCUGGCUAAUUUGUUCUAUUUGGUCUUCAACACUGGCUGUGGGUUUGCACACAACACUACUCAGAUGGUGGUCUUCCGCUUCCUCGCAGGACUCGGUGGAAGCGCACCCUUUACAAUAGGAAGCGGUAUACUUGCAGACUGCUGGGUAGCUGAAGAGCGUGGAAAAUCAACCGCUAUCUAUACUCUGGCCCCUCUCCUCGGUCCAGUGUUGGGACCUGUAAUGGGAGGUUUCAUUACGGAGAGAACCUCCUGGCGGUGGCUGUUUUGGGUUAUCUCGAUCGCUGAUGGGGCUGUACAAGUUCUCGGCUUUCUGUUCUUGAGGGAAACCUUCGCGCCCACAAUACUCGCCAGAAAAGCACAGAAACUGCGAGAAGCUAGCGGCAGUCAAGCCCGGCAUACCAAAUGGGAAUUAUCGGGUCGUACAUUUUCCAAGAUAUUGAAGCUAGCACUUGUACGACCAUUCGUUCUCCUCGGGACACAGCCUAUCAUCCAAGUCAUUGCCCUCUACCUGGGUUAUCUUUAUGGUGUCGUUUAUCUUGUCUUGACAACGCUUCCCAUUUUGUGGACCGAGCGCUACCACGAAUCUAUCGGGAUUGCUGGUCUCAAUUACAUCUCCCUAGGAAUCGGUUACCUGAUAGGGACCCAAUCCACCGCCCGCAUAAACGACACCAUCUACAAAAUCCUCAAGAAAAGAAGUGGCAAAGAAGUCGGCCGGCCGGAAUCCCGCCUUCCUCUUCUUGUACCCGGUGCAAUACUUGUCCCACCACACGCAUUGAUACAACUAUUUUUCGACCCAAAUGUACCAUACAUCGUUUACUUUGGAAGCACACCGCCCAACUUAGCUCAACUGCAAUCCGUGGCGUCUGCCACGUCGCCGGAAGUGUUUACAAUGUCUCACCAAGGUCAACCAUCAAACCUAUGGCGUCCGCAACAAUUCUAUACCGGGAAAAUCGGCGCGUUGCCUGAAGAUGCACCCGGCUCGACGGCCUCAGACUGGAAGAAGGAAGCUCAUGCCAACGGAAAGGCCGAAACCCUUUUAGCAUCUUCCAUUGCCGAGAAAGCGGUAAAAGAUUCACAUGAGGAGCCGGCGGCCGCACAUCAAACGCAGGCUUUGAUGGCAGAGGUGACAACACAGGCUCAGCGUUCAUCGAUUCCCGGGACUCCCCAGGUCGUACUAACCAAUCCGCAUACUUCUCAAGCUCCGGCCCCUACAGCUACAACGCCCCUCGUCCCGGUUUCGGCACCGGUAUCUGCGGCAUCGGCCAUUGCCAGCAAGGACGAUUCGAAAACACCCCGUGUGGUCACGUUCGAGAUCCCUGCGUCAUCGGCCGCUCCCAACAAGGACGACUCGAAAACGCCCCGUUUCGUCACGUUGGAAAUACCUGCUUCGCUGGCUUCGCACCCGCCCACUACGGUCCCGGCGAACGAUGUCACGGUGUUUGCUUUGGAAGGUUGA